AUGACUGGUGGCCGCAUUGUGGACAUCCUGACCGACGGCCGCAUGAUCGCCGAGAUAACGGCUGAUGUUGAGCAGGUGCUCGCUCGACGAGGCUUGAAGGAUGAGUACAGAUGGCAGUCGAAUGCACUGUUAGCCCUACAGGAAGCAGCUGAAGUGUACCUCACGUGUUUAUUUGAAGACGCGAAUCUAGCCACAAUACACGCUCGACGAGUCACUCUGUUUCCCAGAGAUUUACAUUUGGUAAGAAGACUUCGUGGCGAGCACGUUAGCAUGCCCAUGUCAUGUGAGACUCCUUUUCGACUAUUCAGCCAGUCUCAUAGGUAA
Molecule: messenger RNA, 324 nt
Organism: Cooperia oncophora
Lineage: Eukaryota; Metazoa; Nematoda; Chromadorea; Rhabditida; Trichostrongylidae
Source: the annotation of a GenBank genome assembly